CUACCCAUCACAAGUGCUUGCGCGCCGCUUACGUGCACACAGUCCACUUCAUGCAGUUGGUCAUUUUUGGAGAGGUUUGCUCAUCCUGUGUUGCGGAAGGGAGUCUUUGACAGAUAGAGAAUAAACAGUAAUAAAUAGUUCACACUUUGCCUGUUUACGCUCAACAUGGACCAAAAAGACACCGAAAUGAAUGAGAAGGGAGUUACUUCUUCGACCAGUGGAGUUGUGGUCCAAGUAAGAGAGAAGAAAGGACCUUUGCGUGCAGCUAUUCCAUACAUGCCAUUCCCAGUAGCUGUGUUAUGCCUAUUUCUCAACACUUUUGUACCUGGUUUAGGUACGUUCGUGUCUGCCUUCACGGUGCUGUGCGGAGCGCGGACAGACCUGCCUGACCGCCACAUGUGCUGUGUGUUUUGGCUGAACAUCGCAGCAGCCUUCAUCCAGAUCCUCACAGCCAUUGUCAUGGUGGGCUGGAUCAUGAGUAUUUUCUGGGGCAUGGACAUGGUCAUCCUGGCAAUUUCUGAUGGCUAUAGGGAUCAGAGGGUUCCCCAGCAGGUUUAAGGCUGGCCCAGCCCAGCUCAACGUGAAGCCUUGAUGUACAGUUGUCUCCUAACACAACAUCCCCCUUGGGGGAGAGCCAAGGCAGGAUGAUAUUCACAGGCUUAACCCCACCCUACCUACUGUACCGUAUGCUGCUGCAGCACCACUUCACAGCUCAGUGGUAGAAUGAGGAGCACGUCAACAUUGAUGGAGAGGUGUUUUCUACAUGUGCCCAAAGUGUCCUGUGAAGAAAAUAACAGAAUGAAUUAUGAAUAUGUGCCAACUGUAUGUACAGUACUAUACUGUGUGCUAAGGACUAUCCAUCCUGUCUGGGGCACUAAUUCAGUGUUCAGAGGUUUUUAUGAAAAAAAUGAAAUGUGCAGUUUAUUCCUCUGUGUAUAUUAUCAUUUGUUCAACCACACUCUUAUUAUGACUAGUAGACUUCAGUAGACUGAAGAUGGUACCAGUGCCUGUCAAGCCCGCCAGGAUUGUAUAGUAUGUGAUGUUAUUAAAGGUCCAAUGCAGCCGUUUUUAUCUCAAUAUCAAUCGUUUCUUGGUAACAAUUAAGUACCUGACUGUAAUAGUUUUCCGUUAAAAUGGUCAAAAAGAAACAAAAAGGGCAAUUACUCAAGCAAGAAUUUCGCUAGGACUGUCUGGGAGUGGUUUGAGUAGGGAGGGGAAAACUGAAAAUUUGCUGUUAUUGGCAGAGAGGUUU
Salvelinus sp. IW2-2015 is the source of this 1252-nucleotide messenger RNA. NCBI's taxonomy places the organism in Eukaryota, Metazoa, Chordata, Actinopteri, Salmoniformes, Salmonidae. The record is from RefSeq and is a predicted model, not a curated record.